CUAAACUUUCGUCUUCUUGGUAUCUUAAGCUUUCAUCUACAACCUUGUUCGCAUCAUGGAGGAAGUUUAUUGAGACAUGGAAAUGAUGCGCUCUUGCUGCUUGUGUGUGGCUGUUUGCUUAAACAAACCACGCCACACUUCUCGCUUUAGGAUUUCUCCCUAACAUGGAACACCCCUAAAUCCUGACGAAUCUUCCUAAGACAUCACGAUAGUUGUGCAUCGAUCCUUUAUCUUGUAAAAUGCCAAGACAAACCAUUACUCAAUCGUCGUGGUACGAUAAUGCCAGGCGACUCAAGGACCCGAAACCUCGUUUGGAGUGGGACGAAGUCACAGAGUGGGAGGAGGCGAAUCUCUGCAACAAGAUAACCAUCUUCGACUUGCCCCUCGAGUGCCCAUUUCCUCUCACCAACAGACGAAAUGCUUGUGCCCUGAUCGAAAAUUUCCUAGACGCCGUCAGAUACCACAGGGAACUAUUUCCCUACUGGCGCAGGCGCGCCAUCAAGUACUUUAUCUGGCGUGAAUGGUUCGUCAUCAGGAACAACGAUGAGUGGAAAGAUUACAGGAGCCACCCCCUAUUCAAGAAUCGUGACGCACUCAGGGCUUUGGCGAAGAAGCAAUUUCAGAACGCAAUGGGGCUUGCAUCUGGUUUGUUGUUCGUCCUCCACGGACUCUACACCAACGACUGGGAACUCGAGUUCCUGUUGAAGGGGCAGCAGAAACUCAUCGAUACAUACAACAUGUGUGAUGUCAAUAUGACGCUGUGGAACAGGGAAAAAAUGCUCGACAUCCUGUUCAUUGAGUGCCAAUGGCUCAAGGACACGCUCCUCGAAGCGCACAUGAAGGAGAAGAAGGAGAUAGAUGAAGAGUGGGAGCACAGACAAACAAAGACACUCGAAGAAAUGGAGGUUUUUAUCGAUGAGACACCAGAGCUUAUGGAUGAGGAUGAAGAUGAUGAUAAUGCUCAAGGAAACGCUCAAAACAAUGCUCAAAACAAUGCUCAAAACAAUGCUCAAAACAAUGCUCAAAACAACGCUCAAGGGAUCACUCAAGGUAUCACUCAGAAUAAUACUCAAAAUAACACACGAGGUAUCGAUCAAGGCAACGCUCAAGACAUCAAUCCAUGGGAUGUUCCUAUCACCAUGUGUAUGAAUCAAUGGGACGAUCAAAGUUUCGCACAGCAAUUCGAGCAAAGGCUUCGAAGGCAGGAAAAGGAUCUCCGUCAAUGGGACGCUCAAUGUUAUGCCCAGGGUCUCAAUGAAAGUCUGGUUCACAGUAUGGCUCAAAUUCUCAAAUUCGAGGUAGAGGACGCUCAGUAUUUCGCUCAACGUCGCGCUCAGGAUGUCAACCAAAGGAAAGCUCGAAGUAUUGCUCAAGAAAGGGCUCAGCAACACCGCAAUCGACGUCAGGCUCGAAUUCGCGCUCAAAUCCGAGCCGAACGUCGCGCUCAGGGUCGAACUCAGGGUCGCACUCAAGACAAGGCUCGAGGUAUUGCUCAAAACAACACUCAACGUAUUGUUCAGUAUUUCGAUCGGGACACCUCCCAAAAUAUCAUUCAGAGUCUCCCCCGGGGAAACACUAAAAAAAGUGUUAAAGCUUUCAUGGAAGGUGUCUAUCAAGAGCUUGCUCGAGGUAUCGCCCAAGACAAGGCUCAACAACGUCGCACUCAACGUCGCGCUCAUCGCACCGUACAGGAGAACAUUCGAGAGACCACUCAAAAUACCGCCAAGGAGAAUGGUCAAGAAGGAACUCAGAACAACCUCCAAGAUUCCACUGCAACAGCUCGUCAUCAUCAACGAACAGACUCGCAGGCUCCUGAAGAGCCAGUCAAUACUGCUGUCCCACCUAUACACCCACGUCCUGCCCUUCCAGCGAGGCCAGUCGACGAUGAUGAGGAUAUAUAUGGCUAUAGCGGGGGCGAGGAUGGCAAUACUAAAAAGAAAUAGUGAAGCUGCCGUUGAGGUUUCUGCUCCAUGAGAAAGCCCGUCCUUGGAGUAACUUUUGCAAGGCAGUCUUGGUUAUAUGGCUGAUGCAGAGGACCUAGGAGCUCUCGAGGAUUACAUAUGGCGCUAAAGUCAAUGUCAAGCAAUAUGCUUAGUCGAGUGUUGGGAAGGUUAUUGAUAGCAAUAGGAAGGGUAGGCGAAUGCCGACGAGACUGGUAAGGGCAAUGCUGAAUGCAGGUACAGCGAAGGAGGAUUCGAGUAUGAGAACAAGAUUGCGUUAAGUUGGGGGUAAGAUUGGCAGGAACCCUAAUAUUCAGAGGCAUAACUACUGGGCCUCAUUAUAUCAGCUUUUAACUACGUAGGGUCCAUGUGUUAGA
This is a messenger RNA of Fusarium odoratissimum NRRL 54006, 2317 nucleotides long. RefSeq lists its product as uncharacterized. Bases 240 to 1943 code for a protein of 567 amino acids. The transcript has a single exon. The record is from RefSeq and is a predicted model, not a curated record. NCBI's taxonomy places the organism in Eukaryota, Fungi, Ascomycota, Sordariomycetes, Hypocreales, Nectriaceae.